AUGAGUAGAAAACUUGUUAUUGCAGAGUUCGCCGUUGUCACGAAGCCGGAGAGAAUGCGAGAGGCGGUGGUUUCGUCAUCAGAGGAGGAGGACGCUUUAGCACGAAGUCGAAAGAAGGUUAGGACGGGACCAGACGUGGUGGCGAAGGGGAGACCGGUUGUUCCACGAGUUGAGGGUUGGAUGGAAACAGUUGAGGUGAUGGACGAUGAGUUGGAGGAGGAAAAGCGGAAGACUUAUAGGGAUGCAUGUAUGAAGGAAAAGAGUUUGGAGGGUGUGGGAGCUCAGGUUAUGGAUGAGGAGAACGAGGAUGAGUGGUGGAUGAACGAGGAGGGCCGGCAAGCACGGAUUAAGGUGGAGCAGACACCGAAAGGACCGAAUAUUGUUCUACUUCCAGAGUUCAGGGCCACAAUUGCUAAACGUUGGUGUCGAUCCCUCAUUGUCACGGUGUUAGGGAGAAUGGUUCGGGAGGAUGCUUUGAGGGCAAAGGCAAAGCAACUGUGGGGCGACGUCGAGGCUGUAGGUAUUGGUGCUGGAUUCUUUCUGGUUACAUGCGGUAAUCGGGAAGUUUAUGAUCGUGCGCUAACGGGUGGUCCGUGGCUCAUGUAUGAUCACUAUAUCAGUGUCCAGCCAUGGAAGGAAGACUUUGACCCCGACGAUGAGGUGAUAACUUCUGCAGCAGCUUGGGUCAGAAUUUCGAAACUACCUAUGGAUUAUUAUGAUACUGGGAUUCUUCAUGUGGUGGGAAGCCAAAUAGGGAAGGUACUGAAAAUUGACAAAAAUACCAUAGGAAGAACAAAAGGGAGAUUUGCCAGAAUAUGUGUCCAUCUUGAUCUUACGAAGCCACUUCAGCCAUGUGUUCUUUUCAACGGGAAGGAGAAAAAGGUUGAAUAUGAAGGGCUACACUGGAUUUGUUUCAAUUGCGGAAAAUAUGGUCAUGACUCAAGUCACUGCUCGGAGGGAAGGCAGAGAAGAGAGGAGGAAGUUGUUGCCACGGUGGUGGACGAGGUAGGGAACUCAGGCAAGGAAAGCCCUCAGUACGGCGGCUGGAUGGUGGCUCAAAGGCCGUGGAGGGGAAAACGGGCAGGGGGUUUGGAUGGGAAGGGGAGAGACCAGCGGCAUGAAGGACGCGACAUCAAGAGCACUAAUACGGGGUCACGAUUUGCGGCGCUAGAGAUGGUCCCAGUUGAGAAAUAUAAGGCGAAGACACCGGUGAGUAUUACUGAUACAGCUGUCACGCCAGUUUUAAGGGAGAAAGUGAGAGGAUCGAGGAAGGACUUAAUUGUGCAGAAAAAUCAUGAGCCAUCUAUGUUCAAUAAGGAGAUUGUUUUGGCCCCACCAAAAACAACAGUUGACCCCAUGGAGGCGUAUUUACGGGCUAAAGAGAAAUUGGGUCUCAAUAAUCAAGUUACUAAAGAUGAAGUGGGGCCAAGUAAGGCUUGUAAUGUGAUGGAGGUUGAUUCAGAACCGCAAAGCAAUGGGCUUCUUAGAGCUAAAACACCAUCGCAUGGGCUUACAGAGGGGGAGCAUAUGGUGAAAGAGGACGAUCUUUUGGAUCCGGGUGCACUUGGGAAUGAUAGAUUUUUGGUUAGAUCUAAUCCACUCUCAAAUGUUGGAGUAGGCGUGGAGCACGGGAUGCAUAUAGACAAUCAAGGGGAGAGCAUGGUGGGCCCCUCGUUGUGCCAAUAA
Messenger RNA from Neltuma alba, 1686 nucleotides. RefSeq lists its product as uncharacterized. Bases 1 to 1686 code for a protein of 561 amino acids. Lineage: Eukaryota; Viridiplantae; Streptophyta; Magnoliopsida; Fabales; Fabaceae. Gene Ontology annotation, molecular function: nucleic acid binding; zinc ion binding. The record is from RefSeq and is a predicted model, not a curated record. The transcript has a single exon.